GUGGAGAUAAUUGGAGCCAAGUAGAACCUGGCGAUGUCGCUCAUCACCUGCUAUAAAAGCUCACCUGGUCUGCCUUUUUCCACAUCUGCCACAGGAACAUUGGCUGCUGUUUGGGCUUUGGUUCCGUUGGUCCAUGCUGUCUUCAUGGGAGGUCUUUGUUUUCCAGGUGAUGUGAAACAAGGGGAGUCCAAUGCUGUGCUGAAAAAAGGUGUAUCUCCUGAUGAUGAUGCACUUAAUGUUGUGGAACUUCUUGAUUCUGUGUUGAAGCGACAUACUCCAGGCGUGUCUCCUGAUGAUGUUUCACUUAAGAACGUUGUUGUGCUUCUUGAUUCUUUGGAUUCUGCAUUGAAGCGAGAUACUCCAGCCCCACCUACAAGUAAAGAGGUAUUUGGAGACAAAGGAAGCCACCCCGAGAAGAACAACCAGGCGGGCUACAACACGAGUGGCAAGGGGCAACUAAACGAUGCCUUCAGCCAGGAACAGCAGAGCUACAACAUGACCAAGGGUCAGCAUAAUGACUUUCAGCAGGUCCAGGCGAGUGUCAACCAGAACGACACAAAAAGCCUCAACCAACAGAGUGAGUCCUUUCAAAAAGUCCAGCCGAAUGUCAAGACUGACCAAAACCAACAGAGCGAGUUCUAUCAAGUCCAGUAUGACAGCCUGGAUGACUCCACAGAUGAGGGCUUCGCUGUAAACAUUUGAUUGGCAAGUAAGAUG
Syngnathoides biaculeatus (alligator pipefish) is the source of this 717-nucleotide messenger RNA. RefSeq lists its product as uncharacterized. Lineage: Eukaryota; Metazoa; Chordata; Actinopteri; Syngnathiformes; Syngnathidae. The transcript has 5 exons. Bases 34 to 702 code for a protein of 222 amino acids. The record is from RefSeq and is a predicted model, not a curated record.